CUGGAAUCUCCGGAGCAUCAAGCGGUAGAUACUGAAGUUGGGAACCUUCAGGCUGGCGGAAUCGGGACUGUGACGAUAGUGGUAGGUGGGAGUGUGGGAGUUGUGCACCCCUCUUGACAUGAUUCUCUCGGUUCGGCGACCCGGGGUCGGGAGUUGAAUUGAUCUAGAAACUUCGGUAGCGGGCAGUUCAGGCCUAGUUCGACGUGGCGACGUGUACGUGUGCAUCUUCUUGAGAACGAACCGGUUCCAGCGUUGUAUUGAGGUGGUUGAGAAUUGGUGUGAACACAUAGCGGAAAUCUGUUGCGAAGAGUGGUUUUUGUUACUUCCAGGUUUGGACACGAUCGAAAGCAGGUUUUGUCUUCCGUCGCAAGGCGUCGACGACAAUGGCUCCAAGUGCCGGAUUUACAGCUAGUGAGGUUUCCCCCGAACCGGCACCAGAUAGCAAAGCGCUUCUGGAGAUGGUGCAACUGCUUGUUACGAAGGGGAUCACAGAGAUACCACAAAAAUUCAUACAACCGGAGCGCAGUCGAGCCACCGUUCUUCAUCCUCCGGUCGAAACCUGUGAUCUUGCGCAGCUUCAUAUUCCAGUCAUCGACAUGACAGGUCUAGACGGCGAGAACAAGGACCAGGUCAUUGCAGACAUCGCCAAAGCUUGUGAAGAGUGGGGCUUCUUUCAGGUGCUCAACCACGGCGUGCCACCGUCUUUGAUGCGAGAUAUGAGACAACUGUCUGAAGAGUUUUUCGCGUUGAGUCCGGAGGAGAAGGAAGUGAACAAGAUAAAGCCUGGGACAAGCGUAGGCUACGGUCGUCUGUUCGAAACCAGCACGACGGUUGCCAACUGGGUGGACCGCAUCACCAUUUGGAGCUAUGGUGAGCAGAAACGAACCGAGCCUUGCAUGCCACCCAAGCCUGAGCGCUUCAGCCUGGUGGUGGCCGAAUAUUCCCAUGCCGUGGUGAAACUCUGCAUCAGGCUCAUGGAGAUUCUGUCUAUGACACUGGGGCUUGAGCCUUACACGCUGGGGGAACACAUCAACUCGAAAACCGUCGGCCUCCGAACUUCCUUCAACUACUACCCGCCGUGUCCACAGCCUGAGCUUGUGCUUGGAAUCAUGCCCCACGCUGACACCAGCUUCAUCACAGUGCUGCAGCAGGAUAAAACCCCCGGUCUGGAAAUCGAGGAAGACGGUCAAUGGAUUCUCGUUCCCCCAAUACCGGAUGCGUUCGUUGUCAACAUCGGCGAUUUACUCCAGAUAGUGAGCAAUGGCAGAUAUAAGAGCGUGAUGCAUCGAGUACUGGUGAACAACACGGUGGGCCGCUUCAGUAUCCCAAAUUUUUUCAUGCCAUCGAAGGAGACCAUUAUCCAACCCUUGAAGGAGCUUCUCUCGGAGAGCAAUCCUCCGCUAUACAGGUCCUUCAAGUUUGCCGAAUACAUCGCCGGGUUCUAUAUCAAGCCACUAACGGGAAGGCGCCUCAUUGAUUCAUUUCUGCUGGACCCCAGAUGACAACAUCCGAGUGCUAGCGCGUCUGUGUAAAUUGUCUACCACCUCUUCGAGUUCCAAUGAAUUUGCAGAAAUAGUUGAUGAAGUUUUUGUACAAUGGUUAGUGUGCCAAAGGGUGCUUCAGCACUAGAAAACUUUUUUUUUGCGUCCGUCUCAAUUGAUUGAUCUAGACAGAUGGUCUCCAGUUUGCAGCAGCCACACUGAUAGAAACUCAUGCUCUUAAAACAAAUCAGGUGACCUGUUUCUGAACGAUGUAAAUACACUCCAGAGUGUUUUGGCAGUUUGUGCCAAACAGUUGCAUGUUGCUGGUGGCUAAUCGGCCCACUGAGAUGUAUUCCUACAGCAACAAUCAAGCUUGUGAAUGCGGUUUAUAUGCUUUCUUCAUUCAA
Messenger RNA from Physcomitrium patens, 1888 nucleotides. Its product is annotated as protein LATERAL BRANCHING OXIDOREDUCTASE 1. NCBI's taxonomy places the organism in Eukaryota, Viridiplantae, Streptophyta, Bryopsida, Funariales, Funariaceae. The record is from RefSeq and is a predicted model, not a curated record.